Acanthopagrus latus (yellowfin seabream) is the source of this 957-nucleotide messenger RNA. RefSeq names its product insulin-like 5a (gene insl5a). Bases 143 to 469 code for a protein of 108 amino acids. Gene Ontology annotation, cellular component: extracellular region. The transcript has 2 exons. Lineage: Eukaryota; Metazoa; Chordata; Actinopteri; Spariformes; Sparidae. The record is from RefSeq and is a predicted model, not a curated record. Gene Ontology annotation, molecular function: hormone activity.
AUGGUGCAGCCUCAGAAAGACUCAACCCGAGAGAGAAGACUCGAGAUAUCAGGGACCGACCGACCGACCAACCAACCAGACCGUUCCAGAACCAACCCGAUCGACAGAGUCAAACCUCCCCACACACAGUCGGCUGUCCAGCAUGCGUGCUCUGGUGGUGUUGCCUCUGCUCCUGUGUGCGGUGGUGCAGGUGGAGCAGGCGGAGGCGGAGGUGAAGGCGGUGAAGCUGUGCGGCCGAGAGUUCCUGAGGGCCGUCGUCUACACCUGCGGAGGCUCCCGCUGGAGGAGGCUCCUCACCGAGACAGACAUGGAGGGAGACGGUUUGCCUGCGGGGGAGCAGAGCAGUCUGGAGAGCCUGAGCAGCAGCAGCCUGGGCUCCCAGCUGAGCAGACGGGACAUCAACAACGUACUGACCACCGUGUGCUGCCAGGUGGGCUGCAGGAAGAGCGACCUCACCUUCCUCUGCUGAGGCCGACCCCCUCUCUUCAUCUGCUUCUUCUUCCUCUCCGAAAUGACUAUGCUCUCUCCUCUUCUGCCUUCACUGAAACCAAAUCGGAAUCGAAACACUGAUGUUUUAAGAAACAGUAUGAUCUCAGUAUUGUUUGUAUAAUAAUGCUCGUAGCCCACUACUGCUAUUUUUCUAAUUUCUUUUUAAUACUGCUGUUACUUUUGACUUGUGGGGUUUUGUAGAUGUGAACGUGAACCACCUGAGCAUCUGCGAACACGUGCAGUGGGAAGACGUGUGCGACCAUGAAAACGUACUUCAUUAGAUUACAACUGAACCUAUGAUGCGCUCAGGGCUGUUACUCCAAGGGGUGCUGGUGUCCUGUAUGCACACGUGUAUCCACAGAGUUACCCCUUUGUAAAACGUCCAGCUCCGCUCUGAUGUGCUGACAGGCAGCUGUGUUCUUUUCAUGUCGCUAUUUUUGUCAAAUAAAUGUUCUUUCACGGGGCUUA